Messenger RNA from Apodemus sylvaticus (European woodmouse), 961 nucleotides. RefSeq names its product claudin-13-like. Gene Ontology annotation, cellular component: bicellular tight junction; plasma membrane. The transcript has 2 exons. Gene Ontology annotation, biological process: cell adhesion; bicellular tight junction assembly. Lineage: Eukaryota; Metazoa; Chordata; Mammalia; Rodentia; Muridae. Gene Ontology annotation, molecular function: structural molecule activity. The coding region runs from base 244 to 933 and encodes 229 amino acids. The record is from RefSeq and is a predicted model, not a curated record.
UGUUUCACCAGAUAGAGUCCUGUGUCAACUGCUGUGGUCACACUUGCUGGAGCUCAACAUUUGUCUACCUAGAUCAUCGUUGGUAACAGUGGCAUCUCGUACUUGCUCUGUGUUGCUCUACCUCAAAAGGGAUAUCCUGGCCUGCAAUCCUUUAAAAUUCCAUCCUUGGCUCUCGGAAUCCUGCAUCUCUAGAGCUGGACCCGUGACUCUCUUCCUGGUCCUGCCAUUAGCAGACUCUGAGCCAUGGUCUUCAUGAAACAAGAGGCCAUCAGUUUUUCCGUGACAACAGUGGCUUUGGAGGCUGCCAUUGUGAGCUGUGUGCUGCCUGCUUGGAGGGUGACAUUUACAGAUGAAGAGACAAACCCAGGUGCCAGAAUUUGGGAGGGUCUGUGGUACCUGUGCCAGUUUGACGGAAUGAGCUCGAUACAGUGUACCCUAUAUAACACCCGGAUAACACUAGCACAGGACCUAAAAGUGUCUCGCGUCUUCAUGCUCACUGGCUCCAUUGGAACCUGGCUGGGUUUAAUGCUGUGCCUGCUUGCAGAUCGGCGCAUCAAGUGUUUGAGGAACAUAAGUAUUGUAGCCACAGUCAUGAAGGUAGCCGGUGGGAUGUUUCUUAGUGCCGGCCUUGUGAUGCUGAUAUCACUGUCCUGGGUAACACACAACAUCAUCCAUGGCUUCUUUAAUCCAUUGUUUGGCUACUCCAAGAAAGCAGAGAUGGGUGCUUCACUCUACCUGGCCUGGACCAGCUCCCUGCUGCUGCUCUUGGGAGGCUUCCUGCUCCUUGUCAACAGCCUAUCACGCUCUGCCGCCUCCCCAGUAACAGGUGUUGAGGAGCAACUAUCAUCUCAGGCCAUUCCAAUGAGGCUGCAGCAAGCGGCACUGGAGAGAGCGGGGCCUGAGCAAGCAGUGUCUGAAGAAAAGUAUGGUUAAUAAAUAAAUAAAUCAUUAAAAAAGCAAA